Solanum stenotomum is the source of this 771-nucleotide messenger RNA. Its product is annotated as agamous-like MADS-box protein AGL80. Lineage: Eukaryota; Viridiplantae; Streptophyta; Magnoliopsida; Solanales; Solanaceae. Gene Ontology annotation, biological process: positive regulation of transcription by RNA polymerase II. The coding region runs from base 1 to 771 and encodes 256 amino acids. The transcript has a single exon. Gene Ontology annotation, molecular function: protein dimerization activity; DNA-binding transcription factor activity, RNA polymerase II-specific; RNA polymerase II cis-regulatory region sequence-specific DNA binding. The record is from RefSeq and is a predicted model, not a curated record.
AUGCCAAGAAGUAAAGGAAAGAUUUUAUAUAUUGAAAAUGAUACUCAAAGGAAAGCCACAUAUAAGAAGAGACAAAAAGUAGCCUUUAAAAAGGCUCAAGAAAUUAGUACUCUGUGCGAGUGUGAAGUAGCUGGCGUCAGAUAUAGUGAGUACCACACAAAACCUAUGGUAUAUCCAAAUUAUGAAGAUGCAGUAGAAACUUUUAGGAAGUUUGAGGCGCUUCCACUAGCUGAUCAAUCAAAAAACAUGAUGACGACAGAAGAGUUUAUCAAGAAAAUUAUAAAAAAGAAGGAGGAUCAAUUAUACAAGCUACAAAAGGAAAAUGAUAUCAAAGAAAAGACAAAUAUGAUGCAUGAAGUGGUAAAUGGAAAAAAGAUUAUUUCCAUUGACAUGAAAACUAAUGAUCUUAAUGAUCUAAUGUAUGUCAUGAAACAAAAUUUGAAAUUUUUUCGCAAACUGAAAAUUAAAGCUGAUGAAGAGGGUUCUGCCUCUCAACCAAUUUCUUCUAGUGGAACCAACUCCGAGGGUCCAACAUCUCCUACUUUAUUGGUCCCUCAAGUGGAUCCACUAAUAACAAUUCCUUCAUCUCCAAUGCUCCAAGAAUUAAUGUAUUCUUCUACACCUCAACAAAUGGACUCUUCAAUGAAUAUCUCCACAAUGCCAAUGAAUAACUAUUCAUCGUCAGAGUCAAUCGAGUGGGAUGAUGAUAGUAUUAUGUCUUUUUUUGAUGAUUCAUAUCUCAACAACAUUAAUGUUCAACAUCCAAAAUAA